Molecule: messenger RNA, 2637 nt
Organism: Stegastes partitus (bicolor damselfish)
Lineage: Eukaryota; Metazoa; Chordata; Actinopteri; Pomacentridae
Gene: tpte
Product: transmembrane phosphatase with tensin homology
Exons: 19
Coding region: 267-1805 (512 amino acids)
Biological process (GO): dephosphorylation; monoatomic ion transport; transmembrane transport
Cellular component (GO): membrane; cytosol
Molecular function (GO): monoatomic ion channel activity; phosphatidylinositol-3,4,5-trisphosphate 3-phosphatase activity
Source: RefSeq, a predicted model, not a curated record
ACGGAGGAGGGAAAAAAAGGGGGCUGAGCGUUUGUUACUGAAGUCCAGGAAGCCUGAAACCGCUACGUUUGCAAAAAAAAAUAACAAAAAAAAAACGAUGAGGACUAGUGGAUGGAUAGAAAAAAAUGUACCCGGUUAACCUUUGAACCGUCUUCCUUUGAGCGAGAAAGAAGUCACAAGACGGAGGCUCGUAUAAUUUCACGAAUGACAGUCGUGACGAGUCUCCACAUUCACAGCAAAGCCAGGAAGAAGACACACACACAUAAAUGUCCUCCGUCUACUUCAACCCGGGGUCGGAUUCAGGUGUAAAUGGAAACAUUGCAAAAAUGGAGGAUGCCCAAGUGCAGAUUGAUGAUGGAAAGGAUCAGACUGCGCUCCCAGACACACUGUACUACAAUGUUCGGACAAAGAUAACCCCGUUUGUUAUGUCCUUUGGAUUUCGUUUACUUGGAACGGUACUGAUCAUCGUGGACUUUGUGCUGGUGAUUGUGGACUUGUCGCUGCCAGCCAAAAGCAGAGAUGUUGGAAAUGCUCUGGAGGCUGUGUCCCUCACGAUCUCCUUCUUUUUCCUCCUUGAUGUUCUCCUGCGAGUCUACGUGGAAGGUUUCAAAGUGUACUUCAGCUCCAAGUUGAACAUCGUAGACGCCUGUGUUGUGGUGGUCACGCUGGUGGUCACCAUGAUCUACACCUUCUCUGACCUGUCAGGUGCCAGCCUCAUCCCCAGGGUCGUGUCAUUUCUGCGCUUCUUGAGAAUAAUAAUCCUUGUGAGGGUUUUCAGACUGGCAGCUCAGAAGAAAGAGCUGGAGAAGGUCACCAGGAGGAUGAUUUCUGAGAACAAGCGGCGUUAUCAGAAGGAUGGAUUUGACCUUGAUCUUACAUAUGUAACAGAUCGUGUCAUUGCCAUGUCUUUCCCCUCCUCUGGGAAGCAGUCCUUCUACAGGAAUCCAAUCAAGGAGGUGGCGAGGUUUCUCGACACUAAACACGAAGGACACUAUAAAGUUUACAACCUGUGCAGUGAAAAAGGCUACGACCCCCAGUUCUUCCACUACAGGGUUGAAAGGGUGUUCAUUGGUGACCACAACGUCCCCUCCUUGGAGGACAUGCUGAAAUACACAGCGAACGUGAGGGAGUGGAUGUCAGCUGACCCCACAAACAUCAUUGCUAUUCACUGUAAAGGAGGAAAAGGACGCACAGGUACGAUGGUGUGCACCUGGCUAAUUGACAGUGACCAGUUUGAGAGUGCACAGGACAGUCUGGAGUAUUUUGGUGAGAGAAGGACAGACAAGAGUCGGAGCUCCAAGUUUCAAGGAGUGGAGACGCCCUCUCAGAGCCGGUACGUGGGGUACUAUGAGGUCAUGAAGACCAAGUUCAACAGACAGCUGCCUCCACCUAAACGCCUCGGGAUCAAGAGCAUCCGCAUCCACUCCAUAGCAGGUGUGGGUAAAGGUGAUGGCAGCGAUCUCAAGAUGAAGAUACUUGUGAAGAAUGAUGUUGUGUUUCAGUGUGUUUGUGCCAAACAGGAGAACUGCACAGUAUUUCCCGAUGUGGGCAAUAAUGCAGCAGUCAUCAGCCUACAGAAUGGACCUGUGGUUGAAGGGGAUGUGAAAGUCAUGUUUGAAUCAAGUGCUGGACUUCCAAAAGGAUACGAAGAUGUUCCCUUCUAUUUCUGGUUCAAUACUUCCUUCAUAGAGGAUAACAAGCUGUUUUUAUCCAGGGAGGAGCUGGACAACCCGCACAAACCAAAGACCUGGGACCUGUACAAGGAGGACUUUGGUGUCACCAUGUUCUUCUCAGAGUCUGAAUGAAAGCCCUUUAGAAAGACAGAAAAAAAAUGGCUGGUAGUUUUAAUGAUCAAUGGUGAGUGAAAAUGGGUAAAUUGAACACUAAGUCAAGAACGAACGAGGCAUACGGUUACUUCUGUUUAAAUGUCAAGUGCAGCAGGAUCCUCCACUGAGCCAAAUCACCGCACCGUUUUGGCACGUUGAAAUUUAUCAGGGAUAAACUGCUAGUGAUGUCUUUCAGUGAAUCAAAUCAUAUCUGUGUGAGUGUAGACUCUUUUUGUGUCCUAAAAUUACAUGUAAAAAAUCUGAAAUCAUGAACUUGUGACGCUCCAAGAUUACGCUGCUCCUAUCAAAGUUCAUUGCUUUAGUCUUGAACUAGUCCCCAAAGCUGUUGUAAAUUAAUUCUUUCUUGAUUCAGUUUGAAACUAGCUUUUUUUGAUCUAAGCACUACUGCAUGUACCAAGUGAUUGAUCAGUGAAGUGAAUCUUACAUAUGAGGUGUCCUGAGUACGGAAACAGUACAAACCACAGAACAGUUUACCAGAACACAGGAUGACACAUUAGCAACCAAUAUGCAAACAGAUGUCACACAGUCCACCUUUAGCUAAAGUCUGAGCUUUGGAGACAGCUGCUGUUGUAGAUGUCACUCCGUUUUGUAUGUUUUUGUGACAAAAAGAGCCACUUGGAUGUGAAUGUUAGCACAAAAGGGAACAUUGUCAAUCUGUUUUUGUGAAUUUUGGUAUUUUUCAGAAAAGGCUCAGCAGUCAACACCCCGUUGAAGCAGUAAAAGUAAAUGCCUUAUUUACAUUUGAGAAAUGUCACAUGUAUCGUCACAAAAUAAAUAACUUUCUUUCGUA